Messenger RNA from Psilocybe cubensis, 3177 nucleotides. RefSeq lists its product as uncharacterized. NCBI's taxonomy places the organism in Eukaryota, Fungi, Basidiomycota, Agaricomycetes, Agaricales, Agrocybaceae. Gene Ontology annotation, cellular component: prospore membrane. Gene Ontology annotation, biological process: ascospore-type prospore membrane formation; protein localization to prospore membrane. Bases 1 to 3177 code for a protein of 1058 amino acids. The record is from RefSeq and is a predicted model, not a curated record. The transcript has 7 exons.
AUGGCUUCUACCUCAGCCCAAGGGGAGCAGUCCAUCUCGUCUCUACCUGGACCUUCUGUCGGAGUCGGACCAGUUGGCUCGACUCCUAAUGAUUUUCAUCGUCGAAUCUUCAUUGGACCAAUGCCUGAGAAGGUCAUCGCCCACACUGAAGGACAAGGCAAGAAAGCAAAACUCACCGUAGGGAGUGUAUUGUCAUUUUCUUUCGAUAACCAGAACGAACAUACCAAAGCCGACAAGACCGAGGAAGUCACGCAGAUCCUGAAAGAGAACGCAUUCAGAUUCUUUGUUCACCAUGGCGGAAACCCUGAUGAAUGGGACGACGAAGAAGAGCAAAAUCUGAUUGAACAUAUGUCCAAGCUAUGGAAAGAAAGUGACUGGGGCCAGAUUUGGAGUCGCCGUCACCAUCGACGAAAGCAUGAUCCACAGGGUGCAAACAGCCGUUGGUUCGGAAAGAGUUUUGAGGUCGGUAGCCUUCUUGGAAUGAACGUCAUGCAUGACGCGGACCACAUCGUAAAUAAAAGCUUGAAAACUGGAAGCGAAAGGGUCUCUUCCAAACGUUCUCAUAGUCAUGUUGAUCCUGAUGGACACAGCACAUCCGCUGCAAGAAGCACGACCAGUGGGAUGGAAACAUUUUCCACACCUCGCUCCAGCUUCAUGGCGCUACCCGAGUCGGAUGGGGUACAACCCAAAGAAUCAGGGUCUCCUGUACUCAACGAAGCCACUGAAGCCGGAUCGUCUACUUCAUCUAGGACUGGCUUACUUCUGAAAACACGAGCGGAGACUACCAACAGUGGCACCCCACAAAGAACCAUAGAAAUAAUUCCACAAAGUGAAGUACAGCAAUCAUCCCUUGUUGAUCCUAAAGGGAAGGCUAGGAUGGUUCACUACAAUGAAGAUACAGACGGUUUAACUCCAACUCCAACUCCUGCUUCAGGACCAGUGCCACCGGAAACGGUCCUGCAAAGAACCAAAGAUACUGUGGAUCCCAAUACUAGUCUUGCUGCAACAUUAGCUCGUGAACCGACUUCAGGUUCAUCGGAGGAUCUAAUAUGGGGAGAUGUUGUCCUUCGUGACAGGAUGCUCGUCAGAGUGAGCUAUACCAAGGACGAGGGAAUAACCACCUUUGAUGACGCUAUAAAUCGAACAACAAGAAACCUACAUUACGAAGACUGGGGCGAAUUUUUGGUUGCCUGGCGGAGGGAUAGCAUUGAAAUUUAUCGAGAUCAUGCUACCCCAGGCAAGGAAUGGUUAACUGGUCACAAACAUCUUUCAUACGUUAUAUCCCUGAAAUCAUCUAGAACUCGCCUUUCACUGUAUUCUUUUGCGGACAUGACGUUUUGCAUAACAUGUGCUCCCACAACUACACGGCUAAAUACGAAUACAUCACGGUGGAUUUUCACUCGAGAGAAAGAAGGGACCAAUAUAUUUGUCUUCAAGUUGAAGAGCAGGUCCAGAGCUUACGACUGGACUUGGCAACUAUGGAGACAUAUGGGCGGCCAAGUGCCUCAAACAAUCGACAUCCACAAUCCUAGGCUGAACACGAAGGUCACUAUUGAUGUACCUGAGAGUAUUGGCUUAGACAGCGCUGCUCUAUACACUAUGUUCAAGCGAGAGAAUGUCAUCGCGCUAUGCAUGAGUUUGCUUCGUACUGUUCCCGAUUGGCAAUAUUUGGUUGCAGGACAUAUCAAGAAGGGAAAGUCUUUGGAGCUUGCAUGGCGUCAAAAUGCCAACCUGGACUGGGUAUGGCUGGAAAAUGACGUUACCGGAAUGCCGAGAGGCUGGUCUGUUUUGUGCGGUUUGCCAUUCGCAAAGGCCUCGAGGCCUCCUGUCUUAGAAAUUCGUUUGGCAGACCACGCCCCUACCCACAUACAUUUGAGCAAUGGGAGGCGAAUCGAUGAACCCCCUGCCAUAGAAGGGUAUCUGGAUCGCAUCAGACCGAAUACGCAGACGAAGCAGCAGACAUACAUUUCUGUCCACCACGGAAAUCUCUUCAUUUUGAACACAAAUUCGGCAUUCCCACCGAUGCCGCCAGGCCUUACACCCAUUUCAGAUGUGUACCCAGAUUCUCAUACUCUUCGACACGCGGAGAUUCGUCGUGGAACCAAUCAAAUCAUAAACGCGGCGGGGGUGUGCGACUUGAGGACUAUAAUUGCCGUCAAAAGAGCUUCACACCCAACAUCUGCGCACAUGCAUACUGAAAAAGAGCAAAGUUACGAUGAGUCUUGGUUCAAGGCAUGGGAACUCCCAGAAAGUAGGACGACAGAGGAUGAGGAGGAUGAAGGGGGAGACGGCGGCCUAAGUAAAAUCAGUGAUCGCACGCAGCUUAAGGUCAGGCGGUCAUUUGAGUUGCUCCUCAAUACAGGGCACAUUAUCCGCUUCGAGGCUUAUUCAUGUUCAGUAUCGAUUGAGUGGGUCGAACGUUUGCGGGCAUUGGUUUUCUACUGGAAAAAUCGACAUCGACUUGAUGCUAAACAAGAGAUAGAAUUGGCUCACGCUCGACGCCCUAGGUUAACACCCCAGACACGAGUAUGUCAAGAUGAUCAUGAUAUUCCACCCGAGGCUCCAGAAGGUCCAUCAAGUCCAUACGCAGCGAUCGACAACCUGUUUAAUUGGUGCGUCCUGGAAGGUUGUCGACCAAUCAUAAAAGCCGGACGUCUGUAUAUGAAAAAAGGCCUCCACGGGCAGUACAAGCUCAUCCAGUUAUUCGUGGUUGCAGGUCAUCUCGUUCGUUUUCGUAUAGGAUCGCAAUCUUCAAUGUACCCUGCAUUGCCAAAGAAAAUUAAUUUGCUCGACGCCUAUGUCUGUUCCGGAUACUUUGCGGCGCAGGCUUUGCCAGCAGGACAAUACAUGCCGAACGCCGCAUCCGCUCCUAGGCGAUACCAGGACGGAUUAGAAACAGAUGACCGGGAAGAAGAUAUGUUGUUCAUGAUUUGGUAUCGUUCCCACACGCAAAUGGCCAAUGCUGACCAGGAUCCGACAACGACUCCCCAGAACACGAAAUCCGUCGCCAGUCUUUCUGCAAAAAAUAAAAUGUUAGUUUUCAAGACGCGGAGUUUGCACGAACGAGACAGCUGGUGUUGGGCGCUGAAUUCGGAGAUAGAGAAGAUAGUUCGAGCGCAAAAAGAACGAGAAGAUAAAUUGAGGGCAACGGGCAAUCUGGUUAAGUUAGCAUGCUGA